This is a messenger RNA of Tricharina praecox, 2442 nucleotides long. RefSeq lists its product as uncharacterized. The transcript has 2 exons. The record is from RefSeq and is a predicted model, not a curated record. NCBI's taxonomy places the organism in Eukaryota, Fungi, Ascomycota, Pezizomycetes, Pezizales, Pyronemataceae. The coding region runs from base 244 to 2232 and encodes 662 amino acids.
GUUAGGUCACCGAGCUUCAGCCUCACCAGGCCAUAGCAGCGGAGGUCUGAAACCCCCCCGCAGUAACGACAUACUCUACGGUGUCCGGUCGAUCCUGCAGAUAAGCACGCCGAAAACCUACGAUCUAGAGUCAAAACGUCCUAUUCUAUGGCCACCUAGCACAUAUCCUAUUGCGAUUCCAGAACACACGAACUAAGAUCCUGCCCCAGUCCAAUACGCGCGCACGACUCGAAUCUCUCGGCGAUGGAACCUGCCAGCUUCACUCUUGGUGCCAUAGCGCUGAUCCCAGUUGCAUACAAGGCCUACAUCAAGUGCUCGGGAUUUUUGAAUGCAUUGCGUUUGGAUGAUGGCAUCUUUUCGACGUGGACGAUCGAUCUCUCCCUGCAGCAAGAGAUAUUUACGCGCGAGUGCCAGUUGUUUCUCUGCGGGAUCGUCAACCCAGAUAUUGCCGAGCAGAUGCUUGACGAUGAAAAGCAUCCGCAAUGGAACGAGCAGGAUUUCGUAGCGUGGUGUGCAUCGCAUAUGUCGAAACCCAGAGAAGCUGCGUUACGAGCGUGCUUGGAAGUUUUGGAGACGACCUCCAUCAAGUUGACGGCUGCAAAAGGGUUUAAAGGACCGGCAGCUGUUCUCAGUGGCUCACUGGAGCCAUCCACAGCGGUGCGGCUGGGAGCAGCAGAUUCUGGCUCAUCGGGCACCUCCUUUCAAAAAUAUGUGGACAAAGCUCGCAGGAUGAAGUGGUUGGAGGGUGGCCAAGCCGAGGUGGCCGAACUUCUUACCAAGCUCCGGGUGUACAACAAAACCCUACGGACACUAAGGAAGCAAGACAAAGAACUGAAAAAGAGACGGAGACACGGCAAAAAAGAUGCUACGAAUCAGCCGAUCGAGAUAUCCUCAGAAUGGCUGCCGCCCCCACUAGAAGAAAGAUCUACUAGUUGGGACGCGGUCCGUGACUGUGCGCGACGUCUCAAAGAAGGGUUAGCUUUUAUCCCGGAGUGUGCAUGCCAUAGUGUGGAUCUUCGACUGGAGGGGACAACAUAUCUCCAGAACACUGGAUCCCACGGCCGCGCAAACUUCAAACUGAUGAUUUCAUCAAAGAAUUCCGAGGGCUGCUCGGACGAAGCUCAGCCAGAGUACCUGUGUGUGCUGGUCGAGUCAGCUCCAUGCGCAAGGGAGGAUACGGAGGGGGCAACAUCGAUAUUGAAGCCUUCAAGCCAGAUGGCAUCGAAGCGGAAACUCUUGCCGCCGUGUGAUAGCAUACGAGUGCAACCUCUUCCUACGCCUCCUAAUGCUUCCCAAUGUGUAGGGCGAAGCAGAACGAUGGUCAUCACUUCAUCAUUAUCCUCUCGGCAGCAAACCGACACGAUUGUUAUCUCACCGUCGUCUUCGCAUUCGUCGUUUCAGCUGGCGUGUGAAGACAUUUCUCCCCUUGUGUCGCUCUGUACAGCCAAGAUUUACUUGCCAAUGCCGUCGACCCCGUCAUCAAGAUAUCUGGGAUUCCUUUCCACUCGGACCACUACCACGGAAACCCAUCGUCAUCUUCUUUACAAAGAAGCACUUCGAAAUGAGCCCUCACAGAGGCUGGCACUCUCGGAGCUCCUGUCGAAUAAUGGAAAUGUGCUGCACUUCGCGCGCUUGGAGCGGCUCCGUAUGGCAUCGAUGAUUUCGCUCGCCGUUCUGCAUUUCGGUUCUCUUCCUCUGUCUCCAUGGCUUGGGCACCGCUGGGCUAGUGACGACAUCUACGUUUUCCUUAACGGUCAAGGAAAGCCGGUGGUCUCCCGUCAAUGCGGCGAACCACCUUUGGCCGCGGGGACAUUCGCUCCACACGUCUCCGCACUGCGGCCUACCCAAAGCCGAUCCGAACGCCGCUCCCCCUGGCCACUCGCAAAGAACAGCCAGCUUUUCUCCUUGGCCUACGUGCUGACAGAGCUGGCUUACGGCAAGCCUUUCGCCGACAUUGAGAGUUCUCGAUCUGCAUCUCCACUGCCCACCAACAACAAUGAUGAUACCCCCGGGGACCGUAGUUACAUCAAGCAGUACAUCAAAUUACGCGAGAUUGUUGAAGACCGAUUGCACGACGAGGCCGGCCGGAAGUUUGCAUCCGCUGUCAGUGCCUGCUUCCAUGCUAAGCUCAGCAAGAGCCACGAUCUGACCGAUGAGGGAACCCGGGCGGAGUACUAUGAAAAGGUGGUCAAGAAGCUACAGGAGUGCGUAAAGGUUCUCGAGGAAGAUUAGUGUGAGCUAUGGAGGCCGGCGGUAGGGCGGUGAAUACUACGGUUGACAUAUAGGUUAGUUCCUGAGAGUUUAGGAGGGUGUUUUUUUUGCCAUGGCCACAUAUUGGACGUUUUUUUUUCCACAAUGAAGUUUUUCCGUUCAUCUACUCGUACACAUACCUAUGUUCAACUCUAGAUCCUGUCCGUCAGUGGUAUCUAGGUUCACGACUAC